Molecule: messenger RNA, 1395 nt
Organism: Caenorhabditis elegans
Lineage: Eukaryota; Metazoa; Nematoda; Chromadorea; Rhabditida; Rhabditidae
Gene: Y34B4A.7
Product: Methyltransferase-like protein 13
Source: RefSeq, marked reviewed
UUUUUUUGAAUAUUUCAAAUUUUAGGUAUAUUAUGUAAACGACAAAAACUCGAUGCCACAAGGAAUUCUUUACACACCAAAUGAGAUAGUUUUCAAUUUAAAAAAGCCACCGCGCACAAUGUCGCUUACAACAAAGAGGUAUUUUGCAUUCAUAUUCUCAUUUUGCAUCUUCAUGUACCUAGUUUUGUAUUUCUACGUUCUUCCGGCAGAAGUGUUAGUUGAUGAGCAGUAUGGACGCGGUCUUGAUGAAGAAUUACUGAAUCAAAAAAAAGGACUUGAAGAAUCGAUAAUCACACAAGAGUGCUCAACAGUUACGGAUAAUUGCUAUGUGGUAGUGGAUAAAAAAGUGGAGACGGAACUCGGUCAAAUGGUUGAACGGCACAUGUAUGUGAAGGGGUUCGAGGAUGAAAGUGAUACAAUUGUGAGGCUGAUUCCUCAAGGCGAUCGAACAUUCGAAUAUUCGGACACGCGAAUGUGGAAGGUCGAUCAUCUCUCGAUUCGAGCACAAUACAUUGCUGCUCUCAUCAGCGCUCCAUUCAUCGUGUCCUCACUUUCAUUAGUGGAUUCUGAUAAUGAUGGCAAAGCUAUACUGGAAAUUGGAUUGGGAGGUGGUAGUUUGGAUAUGUUUCUUCAUCAACUAAAUCCUAAACUUAACAUAACUGUUGUUGAACUGGACCCGGUUGUUGUCGGCAUUGCUCGUAAGUGGUUCAAUGUAGUCAACGACAAUACUCGGAGAACCAUCACCGCUGAUGGACUGAAGUUUAUUAAGGAAGCCAAGAAAAAUGGAGAAUUGUACGAGGUGGUUUUUCUGGAUGCCUGUGACAACUCUAAAAUCAUUCCAUGCCCAUCGAAAAUUUUCAGAAAUCCUGAAACUUUCAGCACCUUAUCUUCAAUAUUGAGUAGCACUGGUGCUCUCAUUGUCAAUAUACUACCACAAAAUGAUGAUACAGCUGGCGUGAUUCAGAUUGUCGAAGACCUUUCCCAACACUUUGGCUCUUGCAUUAAAGUUUCCAUCACUGAUGAAGUGAACGUUAUAGCAAUCUGUACAAAACAAGCAUUCACGGACAGCACAUCGAACGUGGAUUUCUUGAAACGACGAGCCAACGCCGUGACAAUGCGAUUGGGUCUGCAGGACGUGUUGAAAACUAUCAAAAUAAACUAGUCAUUAUUGACCGGAUCUCUACUAAGUUUAGGCUUCUUUGGUUCAUUUUUCUUUCAUUUUUCUAGCUGUUCAGUUUGUAUACAUACGUAGGAAAAACAAACGGAUAUAAUUGAAUUUUCACGGUCGAUAGCUUUAGUUUUUGUUGAUUUGCUCAAAACAGUCGGCUUUCCAGAAAAUUUUUUACAGCUUGCCAGUGUUCAUUGUGUUUUAAAUAAAGUUAUUUCAGGAACAAA